Messenger RNA from Neocloeon triangulifer, 1142 nucleotides. RefSeq names its product U3 small nucleolar ribonucleoprotein protein IMP4. Lineage: Eukaryota; Metazoa; Arthropoda; Insecta; Ephemeroptera; Baetidae. Gene Ontology annotation, biological process: rRNA processing. Gene Ontology annotation, cellular component: small-subunit processome; Mpp10 complex; nucleolus. The coding region runs from base 168 to 1100 and encodes 310 amino acids. The record is from RefSeq and is a predicted model, not a curated record. The transcript has 4 exons. Gene Ontology annotation, molecular function: snoRNA binding; rRNA primary transcript binding.
UGGUGGCAAAUAGCUACACUCUCACCAAAACAUUAAAACAUAAUUUUCCCACGUGUGUUUUGCGUUUUGCCAAGAAAAUAAAUUUGCUGGGAACGAGCGAGACGAGGUAAAUCAACAAUUCGCCAAUUAUUUUACUAUUUGCAACCCUGUAAUUUGAAGGAAAAAUAAUGUUGCGCCGGCAGGCUCGUUUGAGGCGAGAGUAUUUGUACAGGAAGUCCCUUGAGGACAAAAGGAAGAGCAUUCAAGACAAAAAGGAUCGCUUGAAGAAGAGCUUGGAGCAGAACCUGCCGAUUCACACCGACCUUAAAAGAGAUGCACUUCAACUGCAGAAAAAGUUGGACUGGGAGGACCAGGGGCCGCAGGUGGCCGCAGUCGUGGGCGAUGAAACCGGCGGAGCAGCCGGCACCCACGAGGACGACGAAUACCGCUGGGCAGGAGUUGAAGACCCGAAGGUGAUGAUCACCACUUCUCGAGACCCUUCGUCCAGGCUGAAAAUGUUCGUCAAAGAGUUGCGUUUGGUGUUUCCGAAUUCGCAGAGGAUGAACCGAGGUAAUUACGAAAUCAAGCAGCUGAUGCACGCCUGUCGAGCCAACAACGUGACGGACUUCAUCGUCGUACACGAACACAGGGGUGUCCCCGAUGCCCUGGUUGUGUGCCACCUGCCUUACGGGCCGACCGCUUUUUUCACUCUCAGCGACGUCAUCAUGAGGCACGACGUCCCGGACAUUGGCACCAUGACCGAGCAGUAUCCUCACUUAGUGUUUCACAAUUUCAAAAGCAAACUCGGAAAUCGAGUGACCAACAUUCUCAAAUACUUGUUUCCUGUGCCCAAAGAGGACAGCAAAAGGGUGAUCACCUUUGCCAACCAUGAUGACUACAUUGCAUUCCGACAUCACACGUAUUCUAGGGAUAAGCAGAAUGUAGAUCUGAAGGAAAUCGGACCAAGAUUUCAGUUACGGUUGUACGAAAUCAAGCUCGGAACUCUGGAGCACGAGGCUGCGGCAGACACAGAAUGGGCUUUGAGGCCCUACAUGAACACCUCAGCCAAAAGAAGAUUUUUGUCCGAUGAAGAUGGCUGGCAGCAAGAAGACGAUUUUUAAAUAUCCAAAAUACAACAUUAUUCCUUAAAUUGAAAAUCUUUU